AUGCCUGGUGAUAACAGAGUGUCGAUAGAUUCUCAGUUUUCAUUUGAGUCCACAAAACAAGAAAUCACCAUGAAUAGUAUAUCGGAAAAAAUGGCAACCUUGAAAAUAAAUACAGACAUCAAUAAUGAGUCGAUGGAGAAAAAAUUUGACAUUAAUACCAUUUCAUUGGCGGAAAUACAGAAUUUGAAAUUUGAUGGGGAUGUGCCUGAUUUGCUAAAGCUUUCCUUUGUUAAAUCGCUUUUGAUCAAGUUGUCUUUGGCCACAAAUAACGUCAACCAUUCAUCGAAUACAUAUAAGAGCUUGGUAAAAGAUGUUGAUGAAGAAUUGAACCUGAAGUUGAACAGCAUUUUCAUUGUCAAUGAAGAAGAUGCCACAGGAAAUAAUAGUAAUACCCAAUCCAGUGCUACAACCCUGCAAUCUACUAAAACUUUCCAGACUUUGGACCCGAAAAUUUUGGUAUCAUCAUCUUCUUCGUUAGAUAAUCAAUUAAAAUUUUCAAAAUCCGAAGUUGAAUCCAGUUCCAAAGAAUUAGAUACGGAAGAAUCGAUAUUGAAGAAAAAUAAUCAAGGGAUAUUUAAGAAAUCUUUGGAAAUUAAAGAUCAUAUAGACUCUCUAACACCUUCCACUUCUAAUCGCGAGCCGACGGGUUUUGAAUCGCCUUAUAACUAUUCAGAAGCAUCAUCUGAAUAUGGUGGGGACAAUAACAACCAACCUGGCACCAGUCAAUCAAAUGUCAGCUCAAAUUACAAUAGUAAAAGCAAUUCAAAAGUUGAUUUGCGUUUGAAUGAUGAUCCAGAUGUCAUUGAAUCACAAUCAAGAAACUCCUCGAUAUAUUCUCCAAAAUCAACCCUGUAUGUUUCGGAAGCUAUCAAUCAAUCUCAAAUUCCCAACUCACCUUCGACAACGUAUAGUAACAACAGAAUCCAACUCCCAUCUCCAAGGGUUGAAACUUACAAAGAUUCUUCUAGUAUGUCGAAUAAACCAUUGAUGAAGGCGAACGUCGCUUCACCAAUUAUCAUGAAUGAUAUGGAUAAUAUUGAAAAGCAUAUUCUCCCAGAAAGAGUUUCUCAUGAAUCUUCAGCACUGCUCGUGGAUGCAAAAAUCAACAAAUCUUACAAUUCAGUUGGGUUAGCUCAUAACGAUGAUGAAUUGGAAAAAGAGAUGGAUAAAGAACGAUUAAAAAGAAAUCCAAAUAGAGGUGCUCCAAAGAAAUCUUCUGAUGAUGUGGCGGCACUAACACCAAAAAGCCAAAGAUCUAAAGAAGUUAAACAGCAUAAUGACCACGCCAUCGACUUUCAACCUCGAGUGCAAGCUGCUAAUAGCCAGAGUGCUAAAGGCUCUCCAAUCAUUGGGAGAAAUAGUCCAAUUCCUAAAGGCUCCCCGGUCGUUCAUCUUGACUCGGGAACUCCAAAAAUGUACGGAAUGGGUAUCAUGGGCUUGGAUUCACCUGCAAUAGUCAGAAGAGACCAUUCACCAUCAUCCCCAAGAGAAGGUGAUGCUAAGCAAAUGACGGGCGUCUCCAAAAAAGCCAAUUCUCUCCAUACUAAUCAAGGUGUUGCAGGGGGCCACAACGGGCAACAGAAUCCAGAAAAUAGAAUGGGAAUCACAAAUAUUUCUAACCCAAGAGAACGUUUCUACCAGCUGGUAAAAGGAAAACCAGUAUAUUCUGCGUAUACCAACAUCUCCAAUUCUGAAAAGCGUCACGUUAAAUCUCCUACUUUGUCAUCAGUACUGACAAUGCCUUUGACUUUAGAUUCCAUUCAACCUAAACUUAGCAAAUCUCAACCUUCUACUCCUCAAUCAAGUACAUUUUCUGACGGUGACAUUGAUAUGGAUAAUGACACUACUUUAUUCAUUCAACCGAAAGAAUUGAACACAAUAUCUUUGAAGUUGAUCACUUCUUUAUCUAUCAACAAGAAUAACUCGUCAUCAUUCGACCCAACUAUGGUGUUUGUUUCAAUUGAUAAGAAAUCCCAAAAAGAAAUUUGGAGGUUCAAGAAGAAAUAUUCACAAUGUAUCCAAUUGGAUAGUAGUCUUAGAGAAUUAUUCGAUUCAUUCCUCUUACCACCAUUCCCUGAUAAAUCCAUUUUCUUGAAUAAUCUACCGGCCAAAAUUGAUGUGAGAAGAAAUGGGAUAUUGGAUUAUUUUGGCACUUUGUUUAACACUCCUUUGCCUAAGAAGGCUGUAUAUCAAAUUUGCAAGUUCAUUUCUUCUAAUACCGUGAACCCACUAGAUGAUAUUGAAUACAAUUUCAGCAAUGAAAUCAAUGAAAAGGCAUUCAAAAAACAAGGUUAUUUGGUUAGAAGAAACAAGGGUCUUGGUGCCAACUGGAGAGUAAGAUAUUGUCGUUGCGAAGGUCCGAACUUCUUGGUCUACGAUGAACUUGAUGGCAACUUGAUUGAUUCUAUUAGGUUACUGGGAGCGCAGAUUGGUCGUCAACAAUCCGAUAACUCAUCUGAAGAAUCUACCAGUAAUGCCAAAGGUUAUAGACAUGCUUUAUUGUUGAAAGAGAUGAAGAAGAAUUCAAUUGGCUCGGGCUCCAAUAAGCACAUAUUUUGUGCGGAAACCGACGAAGAAAGAGAUUCGUGGAUUAAUACUUUGAUUGAAUAUGUACUGGACAAUAGUGCAUAUGAUAAUGAACCAGUAGAACUUCAAAAUAAUUUACCAGCAAUAAAUAAUGGGGCAAAUAAUAGCAUCAGUGCGAAUAGUAGUGGUACUGCCGGAGUAUCAAGUUCCUUUUCUGCGUCAAAUUUGAUAUCAACCCCAAGACACGGACACUUGCGCACCAGAUCUACAGAAUUUCCUACAUCUAUCAGUUCUCAAAAUAUUUCUCAUAAUUCAGGAGAAUCUCCUUCAGUGGUAUCGCCGAAGCAUGAGAACUGUUCUGAAUUUGAUGAUAGUUUCAGAGAGCCAAAGAAGUCUAGGAAGAGAUUCUUUGGAGGGAUCAGAAAUAAAUUGGGGAAUGGUAAUGCCUAUGUUACCAAUGCUUCUCCUGGUGAACUCGAUGCAAAUUUCAGUUCUAAUGAUGAUUUCCAAAUCAAUCCAGUCACAGAUUUGUCAAGUUUCAAUGAUACAACAAUAAACACCACGAUAAGUACCACGAAUAAUAAUAAUGGUAAUAUUUUAACUCCAGUGAAGACUGAUGAAUUACUUGCUCAAGGUGACUUUUCAAAUGAUAAGAUCUUUGGUAAUAGUCUAGAACAGGCGGUGAAGUUGUCAUCCAAUGAGUAUCAAGGUGAAAGAGUUCCAAGUAUUAUUUUCAGAUGUUUGGAUUAUUUGAGCCAAACAGGAGCUGGAUAUCAAGAGGGUAUUUUCCGUUUGAGUGGCUCUACCAUUAUGAUAAAGCAAUUAAAGGAGAAAUUCGAUACUAGCUACGAUAUUGAUUUGGUAAAUAUGGAAGUUCGCCCAGAAAUUAAUAGUGUUACUGGUCUUCUUAAAUUGUAUCUUAGAGAAUUACCUGCCAGUGUCAUGACCAAUGAAAUUGAUGCUAGAUUACACCUGGUUUUAUCGGACUAUAAUCGAAACUUGAGCAAUGCGUCACCACAGCUUAACAGAAUUAAAGUUGAUGAUAAAAACAAUACUGCCUAUUUGCAAUACAUGUAUCAGCUCAAGAGUUUGGUCCACCAGUUGCCACCAGUUAACCGAGCCGUGCUCUACGUGUUGAUAAAAUACUUGAACACCGAAGUACUUUCGAGAAAUGAAUAUAACAAGAUGAAUUUGCGGAAUUUGGUGAUUGUGUUCUCCGCAACCUUAAGCAUCGAACCGAAGAUCUUGGCGGAAUUUUUUAUCAAUUUCGGCUUUUUAUGGGAAGAUGCUAACUUGAUAAAUGAAGAUGACAGACCAAGUGUUGAUAUUGGAUCUAUUCCUUUGGUAUAG
Molecule: messenger RNA, 3876 nt
Organism: Saccharomycopsis crataegensis
Lineage: Eukaryota; Fungi; Ascomycota; Saccharomycetes; Ascoideales; Saccharomycopsidaceae
Gene: BEM3
Product: GTPase-activating protein BEM3
Exons: 1
Coding region: 1-3876 (1291 amino acids)
Biological process (GO): signal transduction; regulation of GTPase activity
Cellular component (GO): cytoplasm
Molecular function (GO): phosphatidylinositol binding
Source: RefSeq, a predicted model, not a curated record